CCUCUAGUCGAGACACAAGCGGCCAGCGGGGCUGAGAGGAAGGUUUCACCGUUCAGACUCAUUGAUUUUUGGGAAAUUUAUUUCUUUCUCAAAUCAAGAUGAAGAAGUUCAUGUUGUUGCUCCUCUUCUGUCAUGUCGCAUCUCCAGUGCUUCACUCCCUGAAGUAUUUCUACACGGGAUCGUCUCAAGUUCCAAACUUCCCAGAGUUUGUCUCUGUUGGUUUGGUUGAUGAUGUUGAAUUUGAUCAUUAUGACAGCAACACACAGAGAAAUGAGCCCAAACAGGACUGGAUGGAGAAGGUCACAGCUGAUGAAGCUGGUUACUGGGACAGACAAACUCAGAUUCUUCAGGGCUCCCAGCAGGUCUUCAAAGGCAACAUUGAGACUGUGAAGAAACGCUUCAACCAAACUGGAGGUGUCCACAUUGCCCAGAUGAUGUAUGGCUGUGAAUGGGACGAUGAGACUGGAGCCACUAAUGGUUUUAAUCAGCAAGGUUAUGAUGGAGAAGACUGGAUAUCAUUUGACCUGAAGACACUGACGUGGAUCGCUCCAACACCACAGGCUGUCAUCACCAAACACAAGUGGGAGAGAGAGGCAGGUCGAAAUGAGUACUGGAAGAACUACCUCACCCAGGAGUGCAUUGAUUGGCUGAAGAAAUAUGUGGACUAUGGGAGGAGCACUCUGCUGAGAACAGAGCUUCCCUCGGUGUCUCUCCUCCAGAAGACUCCCUCCUCUCCAGUGACCUGCCACGCUUCAGGUUUCUACCCCAACAAAAUCAUGUUGUUCUGGAGGAGAGACGGAGAGGAGCUUCAUGAGGACGUGGACCACGGAGAGAUCCUCCACAACCACGAUGGAACCUUCCAGAAGAGCGUUGACCUGGACGUUUCAUCAGUCAAAGCUGAAGACUGGGGGAGGUACAGCUGUGUGUUUCAGCUCUCUGGUGUCAACGAGGACAACGUCACCAAACUGGACCCAAAAGUGAUCAAGACCAACAGAGCUCCAGAUUCUCCCUCAGAGUUUCCCACUGGUGCUGUUGUUGGAGCUGUUGUCGGCCUGCUGGUCCUGGUGGCGAUCUGCAUUGCUGGAGUCAUCUUCUGGAAAAGGAGAAAUAAUGGGUUUCAAAGAGCGAAAACUUCGGACAGUUCGGACGGUUCAGCUUCAUCUGUCGAAGCUGCACCUCUUAAGUGAGCACAUCCUGACAGGGAGAAUCAGUGAAGACAAGAACGGAUGGUGGAUUCCAGGAAGUCAUCAAGGCAUCAAAAACUAUUUUUCUUCCUUAGAGAACAUGUGCGCUAUUUGAUUCAAAAAUGCACAUUAACUAAACUUGUUUCAUUGAAAAAUGAAAUUUGAGAAAGUUUUAGGACAAAACAAAUUAGUUAAAAUUGCUUUGAUCCAUUGGCCAAAAGAAGAAAAGAAAAUGUUUCGUAUUCAGGCUCUGUCCUUGUCUCUGGACUAUAGUGUGAUUACUGUCUAAUGCAGAUUUUCUUCCUUAAAUGAGAGACAGUCUGAGUUGGCAGAAAUAUGACUGUACAUAUAAAUCUGUAUCAGUAACAUCAGCAGAGUAGAGCUGGGCAAUAUGGACAAAAUCAAAUAUCACUUUUUUAAAUACUUCAUUAUGGGAUAACUAUUGUUGGUUUCACAAAAUCUUCACACAAUGAUAUGAUCAGGCAGGUCGAGGGCAACAGCUGUAACGCUCUAAUAAUUUCAGAAAACUACAUCCCUUUACUUUGAUGAAGUCUAAGUUUGUUUGUUUUUUUAAUCUGGUGAAGUGGUUUCUGUUGUUCAGUGAGCAAGACUCAUCAUGUGUUGUGUAUAGAUGUUAAAAUGAGUAAAGAUGAAUUUGAAUCCAGUUU
Molecule: messenger RNA, 1852 nt
Organism: Myripristis murdjan (pinecone soldierfish)
Lineage: Eukaryota; Metazoa; Chordata; Actinopteri; Holocentriformes; Holocentridae
Product: major histocompatibility complex class I-related gene protein-like
Exons: 8
Coding region: 99-1187 (362 amino acids)
Biological process (GO): immune response
Cellular component (GO): external side of plasma membrane
Source: RefSeq, a predicted model, not a curated record